AAGUCUGAAUUAGGUUUUUUUCCCGAUUUAGAGCCUUUAUGAAGAAGAUCGUUCGCGGUUGCUGUUGUACGUGUUGGAAGCGGUCGACCAGGUCUAAGGUGCGGUCGACCUAAUGUAGCAUUCGCCGUCAUCUUUUCUAAUGCGUGAUUUCCACCGGCUAAUUUGAUAUAUUGUUGGGUGCAGAAUUCCAUUCGGUCGACCGUGACGUCAACCAGGUCGACCUGACGAGACAAUUCUUCGUAUUUGAAUUUAGGCCACAACACUUGGACUUCUGUACUUGCAAGGUAACGAAGAUCAACCCAAUUGGUCGACCUAAUGUGUUUCAAGGUCGACCGUUUCUGUUUGUUUUGGUUAUUCAACCUGAAUGUCGACUUUGUCUUUGUUUGUAUGACUAUGUUGUGCUUGAAAAGGUCGACCGCGCCAGAUAUCUGGUCGACCUAUCCUUUUUUUGUUUUAAUUUUGAACUUACUUUUUGUUGUUAAUUGUUAUUUUUCCUGCUGGAUAGGUCGACCUAGGAAGAACAGAGGUCGACCUUAAUGGUUGUGGUAGUCACUAUUUGUCUUCCAGGUCGACCUAAUACUUUGUCUGGUCGACCACGUCUUUGUUUUUUGGUCAAUUGUAGAAAUUUUUACUUGAAUUAUGAUUUGAAUUUUUCUUUAAAUUGUUUAGACGAUGACGCAUGAUGAGAGACUGCAUCAAGAUUUGGGUGAAAUCAUGAAACUAUUGAAAGCCACACAAGAGAAGCUGGUGGUGUGUCAAACACAAGUCAAUGACUUUCAGAAGUCCAUGCGUGAUAGAGUGAAGCAAUUGUCAGUUCGACUGACAAAUAUGACUGGGAUGAUGCAUGACGGGUUUGAGAGGCUAGAAGGUGCUAUCAAAGAUAUAAGUGCAGAACGAAUGGAGAAUGGCGGAAGAGAUGGUAAAGGAAAGAAAUUUGACUUUGGUAAAGAGGAGGAAGACCAUGAUGACUCUGAAAAUUGCUACUAGAGCAUAGACGAUUUAUUGAAAGAGCACAUUUUAAAGGUAUCCAAGUAUAUUCAUAUGUGAUUGAAGAUAUUAGUAUUACUAUCAUUAGUGCUAAUUUGUUUUGUUUAUAUGUUUGACAGAGUGAAACAACGAAUGGCAGCAAGGGUUCCUCUCCUAAGUACAAGAGACCGCGAUAUGAAAGUGACUCUUGCACCACUCCACAGAAGGAUCAAUUUGUAAGAAAAGGAUUAUUUAGUGCUGAUAGCGAUGAAGAUGAAUCUAAGAGUCAUUUCGAAAAGCACGGGGUAAGUUUACAUUACAUAUUCAUCUAUAAUGUGUGUUUGUGUUCAUAUGUUACUUUAAUUUUAACUAUGAUUUGUAGGUCAUGAAAGUGGAGGGUCUAGAAGGAUUCACCAAAAAUCUUCAAAAUCCAGUUGAAGACUUGUAUUAUGUUGUUACUAAAGAGAAGGCUGAGGACACGAAUUGGGACAAGUAAGACGUUUUUUAGUACGUGUGGUCGACCGUUUAGGUCAUGAGGUCGACCGUUUGUCCAAUAAGGUCGACCGUGACUAUGAACAGGUCGACCUGUACGUUGCAAAUCACAAUUGACAUUUCUGUUAUUUUGAUUUUUGCAGUUUGACCGUUGUGGACUUUUUUUUCUGAAAACGUGCAACGACAUUAUUUGAGUUCGGUCAUUAGCGAGAAUAGCUGAGUUUGCUCAUCAGUAAGUACUAUACUACUACGACUUUCGUAUGAAUUGUGCACUAUUUAUGUUACGAUUUACGAUGAUUUUGUGUUUGAUUGUUGGAUGGUAGGUAGUGGAUUUGUGUGCAAGGGCACUAACAAUGUCUGAAAAACAUGAUGUGAAAGAGCCAAAUGUGUGGUAUUUGCCAAAUAUGUUUUCGGUAAGAGCCGUAAUGUCAAAUUAUUUGUCAUAACCUAGUUAUUUAUAUUGUACCAUGCCAAUUCAUCUCACUUAAAACAUGGUGCAGAAAAUGGUACGCGCUAACAUGAAGACCAGACAAAUUCGUAACAAGUUGAUGAAUGAUGGCGUGGUGUUUAUGCCGAAUGUUAGUGCAUGCCAGAAGGUUAGUCAAGUCAAUGUCCCUAUAUCAUUAAAUUUCAAAAGUGCAUUUGUUUGUAUUCGCUGUUUAUAACAUAUAGUGAGUGUUUCGUUGCUAGAUAUUUAUGCCAGUUCUUGACGAUGAAGCACAUCAUUGGUUUCUGUAUCUCGUCAAUGUCCAGCAAAAAACUGCAUUUUUGCUUGACAGUCUACCUUCAACUAGUGAGGCGAAUCGUAGGCGUAAAUCAGCACUAUGCAAGAAAUUGGUAAGUGUUUCCUAUAAUUUUCUGACUGUUAAGUGUCACGCAUUAAGCUAGAAGCUUAAAAUAUUCGUUAUUUGUGUGUAGUUGUCCAAUUUGGAUGAUAUUUUCAAACCGGAGCGCAUGAGCAAUGUAGGAGUACCAAAUUUUGGAGAUUUCAAUUUUGAUGAGCUAUGAGUUCAACGGCAAAGGAAUAGUACUGAGUGUGGUGUGCACGUCAUGCAGUGGAUGCGCUAUGGAUCCAAGGAUCUGGAUAGAGUGGUGAGUAUAUCGUCAAACAAAUAACUUGUUUAAUUUACACUUUUUUUAGUUGUAACGAAGUCUUACAUGGCAUAAUGCAUAUAGGAGAAGAACACAAAUUACCGGCUCGAAAGGAGAUUCUAUGGUAUCUGGCUACACAUUUUGAAAACCGUGCAUGAGAAAAUCUUUUCAAGCAUGUAGUAGAUGAAUGCAUGGAACGAGGCAAAGAGAGACAGAGUUCAAACAAAAAAGCAAAGAAAUGAAGUCGUUAAGUUACAAUGUUGCAUUAUUUAGACAAUACAUUGAAUUUGUAUUU
Molecule: messenger RNA, 2845 nt
Organism: Linum trigynum
Lineage: Eukaryota; Viridiplantae; Streptophyta; Magnoliopsida; Malpighiales; Linaceae
Source: the annotation of a GenBank genome assembly